Messenger RNA from Neodiprion fabricii, 5227 nucleotides. RefSeq names its product adenylosuccinate lyase (gene Adsl). Gene Ontology annotation, biological process: 'de novo' AMP biosynthetic process. Lineage: Eukaryota; Metazoa; Arthropoda; Insecta; Hymenoptera; Diprionidae. Bases 1278 to 3758 code for a protein of 826 amino acids. The transcript is spliced from 6 exons. Gene Ontology annotation, molecular function: N6-(1,2-dicarboxyethyl)AMP AMP-lyase (fumarate-forming) activity; (S)-2-(5-amino-1-(5-phospho-D-ribosyl)imidazole-4-carboxamido) succinate lyase (fumarate-forming) activity; mRNA binding. Gene Ontology annotation, cellular component: nucleus; cytosol. The record is from RefSeq and is a predicted model, not a curated record.
GCCACAACGCAGGAUAUGCACAAGAGCUGGAGGAAAAAUUUCUGGUUUUCAAACACGUAACCGUUACAUUUGUUAUCUUGGGGCUCCUGAACGGCCGUUCCGUAGGCGUAGAUCUGACCGAAACGGACGAGUUUUCUCGCGAUUUUAAGUCUAUUCUCUCGUUGGACGAAGCAUGGAAACAAAAUUACGUGGAUGAUCGACAACAUUGUAUGCAUAUAUAAACCAGAAAACCUCGGAUGAGCAUGGAACGACGACGGUUAAUAUGGUUUUUCUAUCCAGCCGUUUCCUAUAUCAUCGCGGGACUUUGUCGGACAGCCCGACAUUUGGCUGAAAAAUUGUUUUCCGGAUUCCAGAGGCUCGAAUACGUGAAGAUUCUAAUAAAAACUAAUAUUUUUCUUACAUCACCAAAAGUGAUGAAAAGAAAUAAAAUUCAAGUCUUUUAUCCAAGUUUGAACGAACAAAAAUAAUAAUAAUAAUAAUAAUAAUAAUAAUAAUUCAAUCAGAUUUUCAUUUAUUCGAUAAAUAUUUGGGCUCGUGUUAAUCGUGCAGAAGACUAUAGAAAUAUUACCUACAACCUAUUUUUUCGUAAAUACAAAUGUAGCGGCCACCCCGAGGAUCCGAGCCCUCGGUCGAGGAUCUCGACCAAUCAGGAGGCGGCAGGAGCAGCGGCGAUUCCCGGCGAACGGCGAGGAUGUCCGACCCAUAUAAACCGGGAGGGCUGAAACACGGGGUCAGUAGCACGUGACACCUGUUGUGGUGAGGGUCUAGUUGCCUUUCUGUCGAUUAUUGGCGGCGAUUUCAAACGGUGCAGUGGCGUCUUGACUCUUGACUUUUUUAGUUCCUCUAUCAAUUUCUUUCUUUCUUUUUUCUUUUUUUACAGUUAAACGUGAUCAUUGCGCGGUGCGAAUAAAUCUAUACAAGGAUAAUAACGAUGCUAAUCAAUUGAUGUAAUACAGCGAAGUAAACGAAGUGUAUUAAACCGACUAUCCUCCGCGACGCGUAGUUUUGCAAAGCGGAUUUAAAAUCAAUUCAUAUUGCUAGAAUAAUAACCAAACUGUAACCAUUCUUCACAUCGGAUAUUACGAAAUCAAUUUAUCGAAUCCUGUUACGGGUAGUGAAAUAAUAAUUGAACCUUUUUUUUCAACAUCGCUUAUUUUCUAAUAACUAUUAUUUUUACCUACACUUGAUCCGGGAGGAAGAGGAUUACGCAUCGCGAUAAACAAGGACGAGCGAUCGUUACACGGGUGAAAUAAAAACAAACCGACAAGCUCAAAAGUAUGCGGAAUCACCCGAGCGAGGAUCGCGCGGAUGCCGCAGAACCUUCCGGACCUCCACCACCACCUCCGGAUCGCAUGGAAAAAUCCGUAGGCGAUGAGGAAGCGGACGUAACGCGUAUGCGGAAUCAACGCGAGACACGGAUGAGCCUGGAGGAUCAAGUCGAGACGAACAGGCUGGUUCUCCAGCUCGUUACGGACUCGCGGUUCAAUAUGACGCAGAUUAACGGACAGCGGAAGCUGGGCGGACCUCCUCCUGGGUGGAAGGGACCACCACCCGGACCGGGAUGCGAGGUAUUCGUCGGUAAGAUACCGAGGACCCUCUACGAGCACGAGAUUUAUCCGAUAUUCCGUCGGAUGGGCGAGGUCUACGAAAUAAGGCUGAUGAUGGACUUCUCCGGGACGAACAGGGGAUACUGCUUCGUGAUGUUCGGAAAGCCCGAGUUCGCCCAGAAGGCCAUCCGGGAGCUCGACAAUUUCGAGAUACGACCUGGAAGGAGGAUCGGCGUCGUUGCCAGCAUCAACAACUGCCGGCUUUACGUUGGUCAAUUGCCAACAGACGUGGCCUCGGAAACGGUGAUCAGGAAAAUUUACGACAUCACUGACGACGUCGGCCAGGUCUCGGUCUACAGAAACGUCGAGGAUCAGGCGAGGUACGCGCUUAUUUCGUACAAAACGCACCGCGGCGCAGCCAUGGCACGAAGGAGACUCGUACCUGAAAGAGCGACGCUCUUUGGCGGUGCCGAGGUCAGCAUAGACUGGGCACAUCCCGGCAUGUACCCUUCGAACGUGAUCGAGGAAACCGGAACCGUCGACGAGGAUGGGAGCAUCGAAAUAUCGAGAUCAUUCGUCGGCAACGAGACGAAACGCUACCAAAACCGGCGAAAGGCUCGUGACGAGUUCCUGGACCACAGCAUCCGCGCCUAUCUUCAGUCGGAUCGUGGUGCGCCGCGCGGUAGGCAAUCGGCGUCUCACCUGAAGCAGGCGGGUUGCGCGAUCGGCGCCAUCAGGAGUUAUCUCAACUCUGCAGCCGGCGAGGCGAAUAAAAUAAUUUGCGGCAGUCUCGAAUUUAUUCCGCAACAAAGUUUAGGCCAAGCUUACGCGGAAAUGGCGAAAAUUUCUGGAAAAGCACCCGGAAGGAAUUCCUCGUUCGAGCUCAACGGCGGCUCCUCUUCCUCCGAAUCUUCCGCUUCCUCCAGUCAAGGCACUGAAGGGGCAAAUUCCGAAUUUGGGACGGUCGGCGUAGCGGUGAAUAAUUUAUUAAACUUUGACCGGCUGUCCAUUGGAGAAGAAAAAAAUCGCACCGUUGCUGCGGGGGGCGGAAAUCUUUUUGCCAAUGUGCAGGAAGGUUACGAGUCUUUGAAUUUGUUCGAGAAUUACACUUUUGGCGGGAAUUCUCACGGCAAUAUCGAUGAUCAAGUUAAUCAUAGCUUGGAUAAUAACUUCGCUGAUAAUUGCUUUGACGAAUCUAAUUCACAGCAGGAGAAAAUAUACGGUGAGAUUCAGUUUGAGGUCGACAAUAAUUUCGGUGCGAAAAACCGGAAAACUGGACGUGAAGGCGAACAGAAAUCGCGGGUAAAUCGAGGCAAAAAGAAUUUUGCGUUUGAGCAGAGCGAGUGUACCGAUUACGCAGGUUCUAAUCUGCUCGAUGAUAACGUUCAAGGACCAAUUGAAUUCGGUGGGGAAAAGUUUUCCCGGACGAUUGGUACGCCCUUGAAUAACAAGCGCGGUGAUGGUUUUUCUAAUCUGCUGCAGAAGCAGUUCGGCGAAAAAAAUUCCGGACUAACAAAGUCCGCGGCUAAGGCUGCGACAAUGACGCGAUCGAAUUUGAUUUCUAAUGUCUGUCGGCAGAACGAUUGGCAGACUAUCGCUGUGAACAGUUUUAAUUUUGCGAACUUUGCGCCGUCUUCAGGUCGGGAAAAUGGGCGUUCGAUGCUCACGCAGAAUCGCAAUAUUGGCAUAAACUCGCUGGUGUUAGAUAAGAACAACAAAAACUCGGCCACAGGGCGAUGUAAUAAUCAGCGAGCGCAGAAUUUUCAUCAGCGUGGAAAAAUGGCGGCCGUUUCUCAAGAACACGGAUAUCAAAUCAACCCGAAUUGCAUGAACUUGAAUAACCUGAACGAUGGGAGAGAUUGGAUUUCCGCACAGCUUGCGUAUAACGCCUGCGACUUUAAUCCGGACUAUUUCAACACGAAUUCGUGCAGACUCGCUUCCAGCGGCAAUUCACUCGCGACUUACUUAGGCCAGGAAUUUUUGCCCGAUCAAUCGCAGCCCGUCUUCAUACCAAGCCACAACCGACAGAAUAACUUGCGAAAUCUUUUUCACACGGGGGAAAAAACUCUCGCUAAUAUCGCUCAGGCCGCCUGUUGCCGCAUCGCGCCCGCUCAAUUCCAGAACAAAAAAACCUUAAAUUUUGAAAACCCACCCAAGGCAGGCAGGCCGAUUUUGAGUAGAUCUCACGCGAGUUUUCCCCAGAUGCACUGAUUAUUGUUUUUUUUUUUUGUUGUGUUCUUUUACAUUCCGGUUCUGUUAUCUAUACGAGCAUCGUACAUCAUUUUAUUGAAUAAGAUUUUUUAACGCCUAUUACGUGAUUUUUUUAAUAAUUCACCAAAGAAUAAUCAACACGGAUCUCAGGUUCCUAAACUAAUCGUAUCUGACCAUAUUUCGAUAACUCGCUAACGUUACCGAUUAGCGAUAUAUAUGUAAUUAAGCUGGUUCUUUAAUGUAACGAACAGAGUACAAUUUUAAUCUUAAGUGAGUGUGUAGUAAUAUUUGCGAUAGGAGGAUUGGUUGACUUUUCCUUACCUCUAAAGAUGUUGCUUAAGUUGUCAAACUGUUGUGAUGAAAGCAUAAGUGAUCUCUUUUAAUAAAGGGACAAAAUUAGUCAAGAGAUACUAACUUUGAAUAGUAAUCUUGUUCUAUAAUAUUUCCAAUAAUAUAUGUAUCUUUUACUUCUAUUAUUACUGAAUCGCUCCGAGUAUCGUUUCCGUGACUGUACGAUGAAGCGGUAAGUUUAUGAUACCGGGCAUUUUAUUUUAUCUAUACUUGUUGAUAAAUCCGUGAACAUACUUCUAUUAUUGAUAUUCAAGUUCCGCUGACUAUAAAUGAAACAAUUAUUCAACAAGAAAAAAAAAAGAAAAAUAAUAAAAACGACCGUGCACUGUUUUAAAAACAUUAUACGUAUAUUUUAAGUCAAAUUGAUUUUCGGCAGUUUUGGGAACGGCUGACAUUAAUUAUCUAUCCGUACAUCUCUGCAGCGAUUUUUACUAUUCUUAUUUUAAUAGAAUUAUACUGUUUCUUUCCGCAAUCUAGUGAAUUGAAAUUAUGCCAUGUCUGUACUGAUCAACUUCAGCCAGUAUUUUACAGGUCUUUAGAUGCACGAAUUUUUCACGAUGCAAAAUAGUAAUUAUACCACCGGCUUUGCCGCACAAUACUAUGCAUGUAUUUAUGUGAAAUUUAUGAAGGAAGAUUCAUUUAUCAAAUAUGCAACGUUUAUCAAAUGAUUUUUUGCUCACCCUGUACAUGUUUUUCGAUUUACACGCUAUUUCGACGGCGAUAAGGAAAUUUUAUCAAAUUAUUAUUAACAACGUUACGUUAUCAUAUCAUAUUUGCCCAAGUGAAAAUUGAUUGUUUCAACUAUGUACUAUUAAUUAAGUGUAACUAAUUGCCAUUUUGUAUACGUAUAAAAAACUUUUAUUAUUUAAUACAUCCAUUUUUUCAAGCAUUACGAUUAUUAUUAUGAUUAUUUUUGUACACGCCCCCGCGUAACGUUUCAGGACGCAAUGCACGGGCUUCACGAAGCUUAUUUUAACCGUAUGUACUUUCAUUAUGUCUACUUCUUUAAUUACUCUAAACUAUCUGUGUACCGCGUCUGAUGAGCGCCCAUUCAUAUUUGUGCUUCUUUUAUGCAAAAUACAAUUUUUAAAACACUAAUAAAUCCCUUGUUAUAAUUA